UAAAUUUCCUAAUAAAGUUAUAAUAUUGAGAUAUUGAGAAGAUGCAGCAUUUCAGUUUUUAAGCUAAUAAUAGAGAUAACAAUGCCAAGAAGAUGCCUUGGAUCGGCCCCUCCUCAUUUCAGUUAGUUUCUGAGAGUUCAUUGGGAGUAUUUUAAUGAACACAAGUAGUAUUUUCUUAUAUAACUGUGGUUUGAAUGGCUACCUUGCAAUAUGAAAGAAUCCUCAGACUGUCCUCUGAUACCCGUGACAUGGUCAGCAGAGUCUGCUUGUUGAGUUUGAUGCCCUUGAGCUUCAUGCACUAUAUGUACUAAAACAAAUGGAAGAGCCAGUGGUGAAGAGUUCAUACCCUGAAAGAGUCAUGAACUAAUUCUUCUUAGAAGACUGAUGAAAGCUUCCAUAUGGUAUGUUCCCUGUUUCUUUCUCUCUUUUUUUUAAGCUAAAGAGGGACGGUCAAACAACAUCAUGCCCAUUUAAUAAUGACAGGAGCUGAAGGCAAACAAGAUGCAAUCGUUUCUUGGUACAAUCACAGCUUUGUAGCUUUACUCAAUCUUUGAGCAGUGAAUCAGAUGACUAAUUUGAGGCAGACUGCUAGACAUUUCUGCUGCGCUAUUUAUUUUUUUUACUUACCUUAUUUUCUACUCGGAUAACAAAAUGAAGCCCCUUCAUGUCCUUGUGUUUUUUUGCUUCUCAGUUGUGGGUAUGGAGGCCUCAGAAGUGCUGGAGGUGAGCGGCCGUGUUGGAGGUGAGGUCUCCAUCCACUGCUCCGGUAGCUGGAACAGAGACAGCGGUGCCAAACACAACAGCAUGUAUUUCUGCAAAGGAGUCUGCUCCAGUGAAAGCAUUCUCAUUCAGAGUGAGAGGAGGCGAUCCACUGUCGUAAGUCAAGGGAGAUACAGCAUUAACAAUGCCAGAGAAGAUGGAGUCUUCAAUGUGGCUAUAAAGAAGCUGGAGAAAGCGGACACAGGGAGAUAUCGCUGUGGUGUGGAGAAAACCUUGAAUGUGUUGUAUCAGGAAAUCAAUCUCAUAGUUGUAGAAGCUUCCACUGUUCCCAGAUCUCCUUCCUCCACUACUAUCAUUCCAAACAAAACAGCACUUCUUUCACAUGACAGCUUUACAUCCAGCACCGAGCAAUCACCAGCACCAUCUUCACCCUCAGAUGGAAAGAGAAACAGACAUGAAGCAUCCCGACUCACAGAUACCACAAUGGUCAUCAUUGUCUCAGGGAGCUUAGCUCUUCUGGUCUGUGCCAUCAUCCCUGUUAUUUUCUAUGGACACUGGCGGAGUCACACAGGUCCGAAAAGAGAUGAAGACAACAAGGGUGAGGGUGAUCAUCGGGAGGAGAAUACAGAUGUUGCAUCUGGUCAGGUUGCAGUGGAGCUGCAGGCUUUUGAUUCAGAUGUUGCUCCAGAGACCGAUGAUAAUUACACCUCCGAAUAUGCUGCCAUCUACCAGGCACAGGAACCUCAAACCAUGGACUGAGAAGUCUUUUUUGUCCUGACAGCUUAUUUUCUUCUUUGAAUUUUACAUAAAAUAAAGUAACUA
Messenger RNA from Oreochromis niloticus (Nile tilapia), 1542 nucleotides. RefSeq lists its product as uncharacterized. Lineage: Eukaryota; Metazoa; Chordata; Actinopteri; Cichliformes; Cichlidae. Bases 652 to 1479 code for a protein of 275 amino acids. Gene Ontology annotation, cellular component: plasma membrane. Gene Ontology annotation, molecular function: transmembrane signaling receptor activity. The transcript has 6 exons. The record is from RefSeq and is a predicted model, not a curated record.